AUGUCGUCCACAAUCCUCGGCUCGGAUGCAGACAAAUCUCCCAUCUAUUUCUGGCGCGAGUACGACGAGCCGUACGGCUUUCUUUCGCAAUGGUACGAUUGCGCCUUCCAACACGAGGGCGUGACGUACCGCAGUGCCGAGAUGUGGAUGAUGGUGCAGAAGGCGAAGCUCUUCGGUGACGCGGCGAUAGCCAACCAGAUGCUCGCAGCUCCCACCCCGGCCGAGCACAAGAAGCUCGGAAGGAAAGUCAAAAACUUCAAUCACGACGUCUGGGACGAGCAUAAGAGCCGCAUCGUCGAGGAGGGCAACUGGUGGAAAUUCACCAGCAGCAAGGAACAGAGUCAGCUACGAGAUCGGCUGCUCGCGACGGGGGACAGGGAGCUGGUUGAGGUGGCGCCCAGACCCGCCCUUCCUGCAAGACCCGAGGUUGACCAUUUCUACUACAGGCUUCGCCCCCUAUUCCUAUGGCUGUAUGUCAACAUGUCUCUCCCCUACACAAACGACUCAUAUGACGAGCUCUACACCUACUGCGGGAAAACGAGACACUGCCAGACCGACAACCCCUAUGACGUUGAUAUCGCUGGCAUCGGAGUCCUUGUCUCUUUUAUUCUCACCGCAGCCUUCACUCUGCUGGCCAUCAUCAUCGGCUACCUUUGCGAAUGCCUGCCGGGAACCGCGACGAACCAUGUCGACCAGGCUGUGAUCGUGACCGUCACCACCUUUGUGAAGUUCUGUUUCCGCCCAAGUCUUUCCCGUAUUGCGAAGCUACGUGACCGUCUCUCCACAACAUCCCUGCGCCAGAAACACUUAGCAGCAGCGCUGACUAGAAAAUGCUCGGCCGCCUUGGAACGCUUCAUUCUUACCAUGAGCGACCAGCAGCUCGUCACCGGCAUCGCCAUCAUGGUCACCAUCUACACCAAGUCUUGCGACAUCUCCAUUUACUCGUUCCAGAUUGCCGCUGCUCUUGCCUGGUUCUCCUCCACAACCCACCUGGCCACCCUCACCCUCCUGAGGGCCUACUUUGACCAUCAUCGGAUAGCUCGCAACUUCCGCGCUGUCAUGAUGGUCAUGAUGAUGAUCAUGCUAGCUGCUGCCCAGAUCAUCAGUAAUUCAGAAAGUGUGCAGCACUCUUCUACCGACAUAUAUUUCGGCUGCGCUCUGAAGAAGUCCUUCAAGCUUUCCCCCAUCGACGGAUACGAGAUCACCAACUUGGUCCUGAUCAUCGCCUGGCUCAUCCAAUCCUAUUCGAGCAGAAUGAUCGCCAUAUAUUCUACGCAUACAAGUUCUUCGUAUAGCUGGCUCACCCGACAAAUCGCCUCUAUUUUUCACCUGGAGCUUGACGAGCCGACUGCCGAGGAUGACUCGCUGAGGAAACUCGAGGAAGUCAUGCAAGCUGUAGAUGGCCGCCUCCGUGAUGGGCCCCUCAGGCAAUGGCCACUUCUGCGCCGCUUUUGCGUGUGGUACACGUAUUUCUUUGCUCUCGCAGGUGCUGUCGAGCGAGCUUUCACCAACUCAUUCCUGUGGCAGCUCAUCAGACUCUUAUUUGGCGCCUCCUUUGGAAUUGGCCAAGUAAUAUCGAUCCGCAAGGACUAUCCCGUCGCGUAUCGUAGGGACCAGGAGACUGAGACACUCAACAAGUGGGGGUUCGGGCAGAUCCUCCCGCUCAUUUUUCUGGCUUAUCCCAUCCUUACAGGCUUGGAAGCAUAUUUCGAAGUGAAGGACGAGAUCGAGCGCCACAUGCUGAAUCGCCGUUCGACGUCCUCCAGCUCCCAGGAAGCACCAAGCGCCGAUUUCGUUGGACUGGGAGAAAAUAGCUCUACAACAGCAUUCGCCGCGGAGCCUGUGUCACAUGGUCUGACGAUCACGUCCACGACCGCCUCUGGAAGCGUCCAUGAUCUCCCACUGGCACGCAUCAUGCUGCUCUUUUACAUCCUUAUGUGGUUCAUCCUCUCGCAGCUACUUGCCAUCAGCGCCUCCACCAACUUUUCUGACCUGGGUUUAUUGAUACCACUCCUUGCGAUUUUAGCCGGCUUUUACAUCUGGAGUGUGGUAGUGUUUGAGGGGUUGGAGUUGGUCAAUGCAGCUAACAAAAAAAGGAAGGAGAAAAAGCGAUCCCUACCGGAUAUCGCGGAAUGA
Messenger RNA from Lasiodiplodia theobromae, 2136 nucleotides. RefSeq lists its product as uncharacterized. NCBI's taxonomy places the organism in Eukaryota, Fungi, Ascomycota, Dothideomycetes, Botryosphaeriales, Botryosphaeriaceae. The record is from RefSeq and is a predicted model, not a curated record. Bases 1 to 2136 code for a protein of 711 amino acids. The transcript has 6 exons.